Cavenderia fasciculata is the source of this 1893-nucleotide messenger RNA. RefSeq lists its product as uncharacterized. The transcript has 5 exons. Gene Ontology annotation, biological process: error-prone translesion synthesis; error-free translesion synthesis. The coding region runs from base 1 to 1893 and encodes 630 amino acids. Gene Ontology annotation, molecular function: deoxycytidyl transferase activity; DNA-directed DNA polymerase activity. Gene Ontology annotation, cellular component: nucleus. The record is from RefSeq and is a predicted model, not a curated record. Lineage: Eukaryota; Evosea; Eumycetozoa; Acytosteliales; Cavenderiaceae.
AUGGAAGACGUUGAGGUGCCAGUGCCCUUUGACAAACAGUCUACCAACCAAUUCUUUAAACAAAGAGUCUACAAUAGUGAGACUGCUGCAAAAGAUCGAUAUGCAAAGGCAGAGCAACGAGUCUCAGACAUCUUUGAUGGCGUAAAGGUCUAUUUCGACGGUCACACAGACUCUGUAUCACUGAUUCAUCUACGAAGAUUGGUAUUGAUGCAUGGUGGUGGCUAUAGCCAUUACUUUUCAAGUUCUUGUACUCAUGUCAUUGCUUCAAUACUCUCAAUGCCAAAGAUACAACAAAUCAAAAAGAAUAGACAAAAAAAGAAGAAAAGGAAAAGUAUUAAUAAUACUACUUCUUCUUCUUCUACAAAUAAUAGUGGUGGUAAUAGGGAUGUACACCUACACUAUGUUCAUCCAGAUUGGAUUCUUGAUUCAUGUUCAAAGUUAAAUAGAUUGGAUGAGAAAAGAUUUAAAAAGAGAGAUUAUCGAUUAGAGGAUUAUAGUGAAAUGUCUGAAUAUGAAAUGGUUAAAUAUUUAAAAAAGAUUAAAUAUGCUAAUUCAUAUCAGCAUCAACAACAAGAAGAGGAAGAUGGAGAGGAAGAAGUGGAGAAAGAUGGUCAAGAUGAAGAGGAGGAAGAUGGCGAAGAAGAAUUUGGUUUUGGAAACCAAUAUUCGAGUGACGAUGAGGAAGAGGAAAUAAAUGGAGAGGAAGGUGAAGAUGAAUUUCCAUCAUCAUCUAUAAGCGGUAGUUUGUUGGAAACAAGGGAAACUGAAGCACUUUAUAAAGCAAGACAUUCUGCAUUGGAUUACAUGCAUUUAAAAAAGGAUCAUUCAACCAACACCAAUAAUAAUAAUAAUAAUAAUAAUAAUAAUAAUAAUAAUAAUAAUAAUAAUACCAAUAACAAGGAGAUGACGACAAUGGAGGUGUCUCGAGACAACCAAAAUCAACAUCUGCAAUAUGAUAACCAACAACAAUAUCAACAACAACAACAACAACAACCUAAUAUAGAUUAUUCAAUGUAUAAUCAACAACAACAACAACAACAAUAUCAACAAGAUCAGCAAUAUAACCAACAACAAUAUCACCCGCAGCAAGAUCUGCAGCAGCAGCAGCAACAACAACAAUACCAUCAACAAGAUCAACAACAAUAUCAUCAACAAGAUCUACAACAACAACAACAAUAUCAACAGCAAGAUCUACAACAACAACAACAACAAUAUAAUAAUAAUAACAAUAACAAUAAUAACCUUUACAAUCUACAAGAUGAUAAUGUAGUAAUUAGUCAAAUGAAUGAUAUACUUCACAAUUUGGAUGAAUCAGAGGAUUCUAUAAGGCAAGCAAAAGAUUGGAUGUUGAAUAAUCAACACAAAGCUCAUUUGAUUGUAGAGCUCAUAAGAAAGAGAGCUGCUGGCUUUUUUGAUAUACCCGUAUCAAAGAUUAUAGCCCUCAUGUAUUUAAUUAAUGAUGUAUUACAUUUCAGUAUGAUAAGAAAAAUGGAUGGAAACAACGAAGAGUAUUUACAGAGAUUCUAUCAAGUCUUUCCUUCAAUUCUUUCAAAUAUUUAUUACAAGUUAGAUUUGGAUCAAAAAGAUAAAAUUCAAAAUAUUCUAAGUUUAUGGAAUGAAAGGACUUUAUACAAUAAUGAAGAUAUUGGCAAAUUAAGAAAAUUUACACAACCAAAUCCACCCAACGUUACACCUGGCUUAAUGAUUUCCUAUCUUCGUACUAUACAGCCACAAUCUACCUAUAUUUCCAAUACCUUUAAACCAAUUAGUCUUCAAGAUAUUGAUUAUCAUCAAUUGGCAAAUUUAAUGAUCAAUCAUCAACAACAACAAUUCAAUACUCACAAUAGAUCAUUUUAUGACAAAGUAAGAGAAUUUUAUACCCAACACUCUUAA